Gymnodraco acuticeps is the source of this 2891-nucleotide messenger RNA. It is a transcript of the gene rbm28, whose product is annotated as RNA binding motif protein 28. The transcript is spliced from 20 exons. The coding region runs from base 253 to 2553 and encodes 766 amino acids. The record is from RefSeq and is a predicted model, not a curated record. NCBI's taxonomy places the organism in Eukaryota, Metazoa, Chordata, Actinopteri, Perciformes, Bathydraconidae. Gene Ontology annotation, molecular function: RNA binding.
UCAUUUCCGUUACAUUUCCAAGAUGGCUGCCCACGCAUGUAAACAUGCGACUUGAUCUGAAAGCUAGUGUUGUUCAAGCUUUACAGUUUUUGAGCAUUAUUUACCACUCAGAUCCGUGUGACAUCAAAUAGUUGGAUAUUAACACCCAAUACGGGAUUGUUAACAUAUAAGAGAUACCUUGUGAAUUAUUACCGAGCCAGUAAAGGCUAACGUUAGCCUGCUAACCGCUAGCGUUAGCUCGGCAGCAGAGCCAUGCCAGCGCUGACUUUAUUCGUUGGUUCUCUGCCAGCUUCAGCUUCAAAUGAACGACUGGAGGAAAUAUUCUCUGAAAUUGGUCCUGUUAAACAGUGCUUCGUGGUCAGAGACAAAGGCACUGAAAAAUGUCGGGGGUUUGGCUAUGUCACAUUUUCCAUGGAGGAAGAUGCACAGCGAGCCAUGAAAGAUGUAAAAGAAUUCGAUGGAAAGAAGCUUUCAAUAUCGGUGGCGAAGAAGAAAAUAAAAGACAAAAGGAAAACAGCACCUAAAGAGCCAGCUCCAGUUCCAGCUCCAAAGGAAAAUGAGGAAAAAACCAAAGGCAUUAGGAAAACGCAUCUGAAAGCGAGACUCAUCAUCAGGAACCUGAGUUUUAAGUGCUCGGAAGAUGAUCUAAAAGAAGUUUUUUCUAAGUUUGGAACAGUCCGUGAGAACAAAAUUGCCCUCAAACCUGAUGGGAAGAUGCGAGGAUUUGCAUUUGUCCAAUUUAAAAAUGUGUCUGAGGCAGCAAAAGCACUAACUGCCAUGAACCUGAAGGAAAUAAAAGGUCGGCAGGUAGCAAUUGACUGGGCUGUGCCUAAGGACAAGUUUAUCGCCACACAGUCUUCCGCAAGUGCAGGAGCUAAAGUUACUGAGGCAACAGCGAAACCGUCAGCCUCAAAGAGUGACAGUGAAGACGAGGAAGAAGAAAAGCCGCAAGCAGCUCCUGCAAAGAAAAAAGUCACUACCAAACCUGAAGUGGAGGAGUCCCAAUCGGGAGAUGAAGAUGAUAGUGAGGAACAAGACAGCGAGGAGGAGGCAGACGAUGAGAAAGAAGAUGGUGAUGUGUCCCAAGAGGGAGACGACGACGAUGACGACGAGGAUAAGAGUAACCUUGAUUCAGAGGACGAUCAAGAUGAGAGUGAGGGUGAUGAGGAUGACGAAGAUGAUGAAGAUGAAGAAUCAGCCAAAAAGAAGAAAGCCAAGAAACUUCUCCCUUCAGACGUACCAGAAGGCAGAACAAUAUUCCUCAGGAACCUUUCCUUUGACACAGAGGAAGAGGAUCUGGAGGAAAUACUCUUAAAGUAUGGAGAGCUUAAUUACAUAAAGGUUGUUCUCCACCCAGACACAGGACAUUCAAAAGGUUGUGCAUUUGCUCAGUUUAAGAAUAAAGAGGCUGCAGACAAAUGCCUGGCUGCAUCACAGGAUGAGGCUGAGAGCGCUGGUAUCCGUUUGGAUGGCAGAAAGCUGAUGAUUGUGGCAGCGGUGACCAGAGAGGAUGCUUCCAAGCUGAAAGUGGACAAAGUGAAAGUAGAAACAGGCACCAGGAACCUCUACCUGGCCAGAGAGGGCUUGAUCCGUGCUGGAACCAAGCCUGCAGAGAAUGUCCCUGAAGCAGACAUGGCCAAAAGAACCAGAUUUGAAGAAAUAAAGAAGACCAAGCUUCGGAGCUUAAAUGUGUUUGUUUCAAAGAAUCGUCUGUGUGUCCAUAACCUGCCCAAGUCAGUGGACAACAAAAAACUCAAAGCACUCUGCCUCCAAGCAGUGAAAGGGGACAAAGGAGUACGCAUCAACGAGUGUCGGGUGAUGUAUGACAAGAAGCCAGAAAAGGGUCAGUCGAACGGACAGUCGUUAGGUUACGGCUUCGUCCAGUUUCAAGAGCACGAACAUGCUCUCAGCACACUUCGUUACCUUAACAACAACCCUGACCUCUUCGGCUCACACAAGAGACCGAUCGUUGAGUUCUCCCUGGAGGAUACAAGGAAACUUAAAUUAAAAGAAAUCCGUCAACAAAGGAACAAGGAAUUCUUACAAAAUCGGCUACAAAAAGGAGGAGGGAAACCUCAGACACCGGCAGAUGGAAAAUGGGCCAGUAAAGAUGGAAAUAAAGCAGCGACCUCAUCCGUACAGACUGGAAACGAGAAAGCGCCUCUUGAAAACCAGAAGCAGUCCGGACAGUUUUCAGGCUUCCAGACGAAACCUGAGGUCGAACAUGUGGAUUUGCAGAACGGGAAGAAACGAAGAAAGGUUCUAGCCUUCCCUUCCCAUCGGGGGCCUAAGAUCAGGAUGCGUGACAAAGGAAAGCCGCAGGCCCCCCCACCCAAGAAAGCUCGGCCCGGAACAGGAAGGAAAGAUCGUCAAAAACAACAGAUCGAAAAGCCCACACAGCCCAGAAACCAGAAGGCUAAUACGGGAAAGAAGCAAUUUAAGAGAAGGGACGGGGACCGGUUUGACAGCCUGGUGGAGCAGUACAAGAAGAAGCUGAUGGGUAACGGUGACAAGAACACCGACGUCAGAAAGAACAAGUGGUUUGAUAGUUAAAGCUGUGUGUUUGUGUCUGAAUGAGUGUGGAGAGAGAAUGUGUUUGAAUCUUAAGUGUUUAAGAUUAACACAAGAGAGGUCCUCUACAUUCAACAUCCUGAUGUUUUAAAAUAAGUACAGUGGUUCUUAUUUAGUUUUGUGUCAGAUUUCACAGUAUGUGAUGCCAAUCUGUGAAAUGUUUGUCACCUAACUUCAGUCAUUCUAUUCCUGCGUUUCUGUAACCCAUACUGUUCUUUUAAAACAAGCUGAUAAACUAAGUGUGGUUGUUUUUCAUAUACUUGGCUUUUUAUGGGGAAAAAAAUGAAAUUAAAAGCCCUUGAAUUGGUGUUUUAUUAUAA